Camelus dromedarius (Arabian camel) is the source of this 8347-nucleotide messenger RNA. RefSeq names its product signal induced proliferation associated 1 like 3 (gene SIPA1L3). NCBI's taxonomy places the organism in Eukaryota, Metazoa, Chordata, Mammalia, Artiodactyla, Camelidae. Gene Ontology annotation, molecular function: protein binding; GTPase activator activity. Gene Ontology annotation, biological process: establishment of epithelial cell polarity; epithelial cell morphogenesis; regulation of small GTPase mediated signal transduction. Gene Ontology annotation, cellular component: Golgi apparatus; plasma membrane; cytoplasm. The transcript has 22 exons. The record is from RefSeq and is a predicted model, not a curated record. Bases 957 to 6272 code for a protein of 1771 amino acids.
CGGCGAGCGCGCGUGCGCGAGCGCGCAUAGACGUCCUCCUCCACAGCUCCCCUCUGUUGGGGGUCUAGCGCACUGCUCCGCUGUUCCCGCCUCUCCCGAGGCUCGCACCCUCGGGGUAAGUACCUCGCGCCUGGCGGAGAGGGAGGAAGAGGGUCCACGGAAGGAAGGGAGGGGGCGGACAGGGCUUGGAAAAAGGGAAAAACCGCCCUCGCAAAGCGAGGAGAGCGGCCAACGGGUUGGAGUCUGCAGAAGACACGCCUCCAUCCCUCACACCCCUCGGGGCUGCGGAAGUACUCUGGAGACUCGGGAGGCACGGAGGCGACAGGUGGACUACCAUUCCCAGAAGGCGGUGUGGCGCCGCGCCUACAGCUCCCGGCAGCACUCGCGCGCCAGGCCUCUUUCAGUCCUCUGCCACCUGGUGCGAAACUACAGUUCCCAGGAGGCCUCGCGCAAAGCGGCUUGGAAGUGGGCAGCCUGGAAGUCACUCGGGCCACCGGAGCUGGCGGCGUCUCCAGCUAGCGGCGCGGGUCUGGACGCCGCGGUCGUGGGGCCCGCCGGGCGGGCAGCCCAGACGCCCAGAUGCACAGUCUUUGACCUCGGCUCUCCUGGGACCCACAAGGAGCACUAGUGUCCAGAACAUACAAAGGCAUGGCGGGGAAGGCACCCCUGCAGCCUGCUGGCCUUGGCGCACAUCUGCUGCUUGCUCUGUCCUGCUGAGCCACUCAGUCUGGAGCCCGCGGGACAGCGCCUGCCUCGCGAGGUUGUCCUGGCUCAGUUUUCCACAGCGAUGGUGGAGAACUGGACUUCACAGUCUCACAACCUUCCCGUCAGGCUUCAGGGACCAGCAUCCUUCAUCCUGGGACUGGUGGCCCUGAACAAUGGCUGAGGGACAGGGGACCCCAUAAAGUUAGUCUUCGGCUUAACAGGGGCCAGUAGCACUCCAGAACCCGUGGACUAUGACCACCUAUCGGCCCAUUCCCAGCGAUGGUGUGGACCUGGCAGCCAGCUGUGGGGCCAGGGCCGCCGAUGUCCUCCCUGGGCCGCACACAGGGGACUUCACUCCCAUGGGAUUCUGGGUCCAGAACGGCAGCAUGCCCCAACCUGUGGGCGAGAGCCCCGCCAAUGCCACAACCCGCCCCAGUCCCACCACCCCCGCGGUGCCCAAGAUGGGUGUGCGCGCAAGAGUGGCCGACUGGCCGCCCAAGCGGGAGGCCCUGAGAGAGCAGAGCAACCCCAGCCCCUCACAGGACACAGACGGCCCAAAAGCCACAAAAGUGGCCCAUUCAGUGAGGAACAUUCAGAACGGACAGCCCCCCACCGGCACACCCACUUCCUCAGGGUCCAAAGCCUUCCACCGACUCUCCAGGAGGAGGUCGAAAGAUGUGGAAUUCCAAGACGGGUGGCCCCGGUCCCCCGGAAGGGCUUUCCUCCCGCUGCGGCACCGCAGCAGCAGCGAGAUCACCCUCAGCGAGUGCGAUAUGGAGGACGCAGCAGAGCCCCGCGGGGCCCGGCACACCGGGGCACUGCCCCUGUUCCGCGAGUACGGGAGCACGUCCUCCAUCGACGUGCAGGGCGUGCCCGAGCAGAGCUUCUUCGACAUCCUCAAUGAGUUCCGCAACGAGCAGCCCGAGGCCCGGGGCGCCCAAAACCUCUCCGAGCUCCUGCGGCCUGAUCCUGGCCCACACCUCGCUGGGGGCGGCAGCGGAGCCAAGGGGGACGCCCGCAACGGGCAGCCCGCCAAGGACGGCCUUCUGCCACUGCAGCCGGUGAAGGAGAAGGAGAAGGCCCGGAAGAAGCCGGUGCGGGGCCUGGGCGGCGGGGACACGGUGGACUCGUCCAUCUUCCGGAAGCUGCGGAGCAGCAAAGCGGAGGGCGAAGCGGCUCGGUGCCCAGGGGAGGCUGAGGACGGCCGGAGCCCCCCGGAGGCCAGCAGGCCGUGGGUCUGCCAGAAGAGCUUCGCCCACUUCGACGUGCAGAGCAUGCUGUUCGACCUCAAUGAGGCGGCCGCCAACCGGGCGUCCACGGCCCAGCGGCGGAACACGACCACAGGGGCCUCGGCCGCCUCUGCCAUGGCCUCCCUCACGGCGUCGCGGGCGCACGGCCUCGGCGGCCUGGACCCCGCCUUCACCAGCACGGAGGACUUGAACUGCAAGGAGAACCUGGAGCAGGACCUCGGCGACGACAACAGCAACGACCUGCUGCUCAGCUGCCCGCACUUCCGCAACGAGAUCGGCGGCGAGUGCGAGCGCAACGUGAGCUUCUCCCGGGCGGCCACGGGCUCCCCGGGCGAGGGCCGCCCGCCGGAGCCAGCCCUGAGCGCCUACCGCACCAACGCCAGCAUCUCGGUGCUGGAGGUGCCCAAGGAGCAGCAGAGAACGCAGAGUCGCCCGCGGCAGUACAGCAUCGAGCACGUGGACCUGGGCGCCCGCUACUACCAGGAUUACUUCGUGGGCAAAGAGCAUGCCAAUUACUUUGGUGUGGACGAGAAGCUGGGGCCCGUGGCCGUGAGCAUCAAGCGGGAGAAGCUGGAGGACCACAAGGACCAUGGGCCUCAGUACCAGUACAGGAUCAUCUUUCGGACCCGUGAGCUCAUCACCCUGCGGGGCUCCAUCCUGGAGGACGCCACACCCACGGCCACGAAGCACGGGACCGGGCGGGGCCUGCCCCUGAAGGACGCCCUGGAGUACGUCAUCCCCGAGCUUAACAUUCACUGCCUUCGGCUGGCUCUCAGCACGCCCAAGGUGACGGAGCAGCUGCUGAAGCUCGACGAACAAGGGCUCUGCCGGAAACACAAAGUGGGCAUCCUGUACUGCAAGGCCGGCCAGAGCUCGGAGGAGGAGAUGUACAACAACGAGGAGGCCGGCCCGGCCUUCGAGGAGUUCCUCUCCCUGAUCGGGGAGAAGGUCUGCCUAAAGGGCUUCACCAAGUACGCAGCGCAGCUGGAUGUCAAGACCGACUCCACGGGAACCCACUCCCUCUACACGACAUAUCAGGACUACGAGAUCAUGUUCCACGUCUCCACCCUGCUCCCUUACACCCCCAACAACAGGCAACAGCUCCUAAGAAAGAGGCACAUAGGAAACGAUAUCGUGACGAUCAUCUUCCAGGAGCCCGGGGCGCUGCCUUUCACCCCCAAGAACAUCCGCUCCCACUUUCAGCACGUCUUCAUCAUUGUCCGAGCGCACAGCCCCUGCACUGAGAGCGUCUGCUACAGUAUGGCUGUGACCCGAUCCAAAGACGCUCCUCCUUUCGGCCCCCCUAUCCCCAGUGGAACCACAUUCCGCAAAUCUGACGUCUUCAGAGACUUCUUGCUGGCCAAGGUGAUUAACGCUGAGAACGCCGCGCACAAGUCCGACAAGUUCCACACCAUGGCCACCAGGACCCGCCAGGAGUACCUCAAGGACCUGGCUGAGAACUGUGUCUCCAACACACCCAUUGACUCCACGGGCAAGUUUAACCUCAUCUCCCUGACCUCCAAGAAAAAGGAGAAGACCAAAGCCCGGGCAGGCGCUGAGCAGCACAGCGCAGGGGCCAUCGCCUGGAGGGUGGCGGCUCAGGACUACGCCCAGGGAGUAGAAAUUGACUGCAUUUUGGGGAUUUCCAAUGAGUUUGUGGUGCUCCUGGACCUACGCACCAAGGAGGUGGUAUUUAACUGCUACUGCGGGGAUGUCAUUGGCUGGACCCCAGACUCCUCGACACUUAAAAUCUUCUAUGGGCGAGGGGACCACAUCUUCCUUCAGGCCUCCGAGGGCUCUGUGGAGGACAUAAGGGAAAUCGUCCAGAGGCUGAAGGUGAUGACCAACGGCUGGGAGACGGUGGACAUGACCCUGCGGCGGAACGGGCUCGGCCAGCUGGGCUUCCACGUGAAGUACGACGGCACCGUGGCCGAGGUGGAGGACUACGGGUUUGCCUGGCAGGCUGGCCUCCGGCAGGGCAGCCGGCUGGUGGAGAUCUGCAAGGUGGCCGUGGUCACGCUGACCCACGACCAGAUGAUCGACCUGCUGCGAACCUCCGUCACCGUCAAGGUGGUCAUCAUCCCGCCUUUUGAGGACGGCACGCCCAGGAGGGGGUGGCUGGAGACCUAUGACAUGAAUACCUCGGAGCCCAAGACGGAGCCGGAGAGCAUGGCCCCGGGGGGCCGGCCCCCCUACCGCAGCAAUGCUCCGUGGCAGUGGAGCGGGCCCUCAUCCCACAACUCCCUGCCAGCCUCCAAGUGGGCUGCUCCCACCACCCCCGGCCACGCCCAGUCCCUGAGCCGGCCCCCGAAGCAGACCCCCAUGGUCCCCUUCCGGGAGUCCCAGCCGCUGCACAGCAAGAGGCCUGUCAGCUUCCCAGAAACCCCUUACACAGCAUCACCAGCAGGGGCCGACAAAGUCCCUCCCUACCGACAGCCUUCUGGGAGCUUCUCCACCCCCGGCUCGGCCACCUACGCAAGAUACAAGCCAUCCCCGGAAAGGUACGCCGCCGCCCCCCCGCACCAACUGCUGUCCUUUGAUCCCCACUUCAGCCACGAUGGGAUGUCCAGCGGCGACUCCUCUUCAGGUGGCUUGACCAGCCAGGAGAGCACCAUGGAGCGCCAGAAGCCAGAGCCUUUGUGGCACGUGCCCGCCCAGGCCCGGCUCUCGGCCAUAGCAGGAAGCAGCGGAAGCAAGCACGCCUCCAGGCAGGACGCAGCAGGCAAAGAUUCCCCCAACAGGCAUUCCAAAGGAGAGCCUCAGUACUCCAGUCAUUCCAGCAGCAAUACCCUCUCCAGCAAUGCAUCCAGCAGCCACAGCGACGAUCGAUGGUUCGACCCCCUAGACCCCCUGGAGCCAGAGCAAGACCCUCUCUCCAAGGGUGGCUCCAGUGACAGUGGCAUUGACACCACCCUCUACACCUCCAGCCCCAGCUGCAUGUCCUUGGCCAAGACACCUCGGCCGGCCAAGCCACACAAGCCCCCUGGAAGUAUAGGCCUCUGUGGGGGCGGGCACGAGGCUACCGGGAGGUCCCACCAUGCAGACCGGCGACGGGAGGUCUCACCUGCCCCUGCAGUCACUGGCCAGAACAAGGGCUACCGACCGAAGCUGUACUCUUCAGGCUCCAGCACCCCUACAGGCCUGGCUGGGGGCAGCCGUGACCCACCAAGGCAGCCCAGUGACAUGAGCUCAAGGGCCGGCUACCCCGCUCAGGUUCACAAGCCGGCCAGCGCAGAGAGCCCACGACCCUCCCAGCUGGCCCAGUCCAGCGUCUUCCAGCUCUCCGCCUCUGUCCCCAAGUCAUUCUUCUCCAAGCAGCCUGUGCGCAACAAGCACCCGGCGGGAUGGAAGAGGACGGACGAGCCCCCGCCACGGCCGCUCCCCUUCACUGACCCAAAGAAGCAGGUGGACGGCAACACGAAAAACGUCUUCGGGCAGCCGAGGUUGAGGGCGUCCCUCCGAGACCUCCGCUCCCCCCGGAAGAACUACAAGUCCACCAUCGAAGAUGACCUGAAGAAACUCAUCAUCAUGGACAACCUGGCGCCCGAGCAGGAGAGAGACGCCGCGCAGUCACCACAGAAGAGUCUUCAGCGGACGCUAUCGGAUGAGAGUCUGUGCAGCGGGCGUCGGGAGCCCAGCUUUGCCAGCCCCGCCAGCCUAGAGCCCGGCCUGCCCAGCGACGUGCUCUUCACCAGCACCUGCGCCUUCCCCUCCAGCACGCUGCCCGCCCGCCGCCAGCACCAGCACCCCCUCCCGCCCGGCGGCCCCGGUGCCAUCCCUGCCACAGGCAACGGCUUCCCGGAGAAGAAAUCCACCAUCUCAGCCUCAGAGCUCUCACUGGCCGAUGGGCGGGACCGGCCACUGCGACGCCUCGACCCAGGGAUGAUGCCACUGCCCGACACGGCUGCCGGCCUGGAGUGGUCCAGCCUGGUGAACGCAGCCAAGGCGUACGAAGUGCAAAGAGCCGUCUCGCUCUUCUCUCUGAACGACCCAGCUCUGAGCCCAGACAUCCCGCCUGCACACAGCCCUGUCCACAGCCACCUGAGCCUGGAGAGGGGGCCCCCGACCCCCAGGACCACCCCUACCAUGAGCGAGGAGCCGCCCCUGGAUCUGACCGGCAAAGUGUACCAGCUGGAAGUGAUGCUGAAACAGCUGCACACGGACCUGCAGAAGGAGAAGCAGGACAAGGCAGUGCUGCAGUCGGAGGUGGCCAGCCUGAGGCAGAACAACCAGCGGCUGCAGGAGGAGUCACAGGCUGCCAGCGAGCAGCUGCGCAAGUUCGCCGAGAUCUUCUGCAGGGAGAAGAAGGAGCUCUGACGGGAGAGGCCGCUGCCCCACCCCUCCGCCUGGGCGGGCCGUGGGCUCCUGCUCUCCUGUCCCUCAGCCCAGCCUCUGGUUGCAGGCGUGACUGAGAUCAUCCAGCCAGGGCCCCACCGCCCUCCCAAGGACACGGAAACCAGGGUGGCAGUGGGACCUGAGGGAGCCUCCCUGGGGCUGCGAGCUGGGGUCUGCUCGUGGUCCUUGAGCCCCAGGAGGCGACACAGUCUCUCAGGCCUCCCUCUGAGCUGCCCACCUGUGGUCCCUGGAGGCUGGGCCAUGCCCACACCGCCCCCCCAGGGGGGCCACCCUGCCAUCCCGUCUAGCCUCUUCCUAGGACCAAGCCAUGGUCCUACAGGAAGCUGUAGGAAGGGGGUGGAGGGCAGGAGUGAGUCUCCAAACCUCAUGGCUCCAGGAGUUCACAAACCAGGUUUCUUCACCACGUACAACAGCAUCUGGGCUUGUGGGGCCAAGACCCCUGCAUGAAAAAUCACAGUGGGAGAUGGCCCAUUAUUGCCUCGCACCCCAGAGAGCUGAGGGCCGGUGUGGAUGCGGGCCAGGGCUCUCGGUCCCUGGUGCACUGGCUCCAAAAAGCAUGGACGUUGUCCCCUCCCAACCCUAUCCUCCAAAAAGCAACCAGGAGCACUUUCUUAGAGUUUCAGUUAUUUUCUUGGGGGGGGUCCCAGUCUGGAGAGAGGAAACCCCAGCAUCCAGAGUCAAAUUCUUUGAGGGGAAGCUAUUUGCACACUUGGGACCAUUUCUACGCCUUUUCUAUCAGUUCCUUGGCUGCCAGAGGCUUCAGGGCCUGGGCCCCUCCACCUUCGAGCUACUGACCCAGCCAGGCCGUCCCCUCCUCCCCGGCUCCGCCAGCCCUGACCACGACCACACAGCCCCGGCCUCUUCCAGGCACCAGGAGGGGCUCCACGGAGCCCUCAGGCCGGGGCUGGAGAGAAACAGCCUUCAUCACUUCUCUGCUUUUUUCCCUUUGCAAGAGCCUCUCGGCCCAUCCCGCAGGCCCCACCGCAGCGGUGACAUCGGACACCCUCACUGUGCUCCCCGGGGAGCACUUGGCUGUGCGAACCCCCACAAGACGCUGGUUCUCUAAAGGCAAUAAGGGGGCGGCUCUCCAGGCAGCCAAGCCGGUGUGGUACUAUGCUGUUCACCCAGGAAAUAGUUUCUUUUUUUCCUUUAAAAACAAACAAAAGUAUAUAUAUAUAUAUAUUUAUUUUUUCAUGUAGAGUUGCGCCAGAACAAGCCUGUGUGGCCACAAUCUGUGGAUUCCCCCGACCUCAAGCUGAGGACCGAGGCGCGUCCCCUGUGGGCCGGAGCUCAGUGGGGGGACUUGGAGGGACAAAGUUGGCUGGGGGAGGGAGGGCCUCAGAGCAGCACACUCGGCUGGGGCCAGCUCUGUCCAGAGACCCUGCCACCUUCUCCGCCUUCUCUCUGCGGCCAGAAACCUCAGGGAGGGAGACUCUGGGGACCUCACAGAACCCAGGUGUUUGGGGAGCAAAAGAAAAGGACCUUCAUCGCGCCUCCCUGCAUCAGCCUCUGGCCCCUCUCCCCACCGCCAUCUCCUCUUCCUCACUGUGGUGUGAUGCGGUGGCUGUGAGGGGGCCUGCCGUGUCCUCAGCCCUGGCCAACUACUGUGAUGUCUCUGCCCCUCUUCCCGGAUCCCUUUUUGGAAGGUUCUCCAGGACCACCAACCUGCCCCCUUCCCUCAGACCCUAACCUGGAGCCCACCCUCCCCCACCCUUUUUUUUAAGUUGUCUCCUCAUCUUUUCAGAUCAUUCAAAUCAUUUUGGGGACCUAAUCAUGUACAUGGACCAGUGUAAAUUAUGAUUUUUGGUUUUGUUUUCUGUUAUUUUUUUAAGGACCUCAGCAAAGCAAAUCUAUUUAAUUUGAGUUUGGUGUUCUAUCUGAUGGCUGAAGAUAGCAGGGGUUUUUUUUUCUUCAUAUGUUGAUUUGUUUCAUUUGGAUUUUUUUUAUUCUUUAUUGUCUCCCCCGCCCCUCAUCCCUGUCUUGAGAUUGUCUGGCAUGUUUCUGGAGGUUUCAAAGGAAAUAAAUGUUUCAUAGAA